AUGAAAUUGCAAGUCCUUACCCUACUUUCCAUCACUUCAUCCUACCUUGUUGGAGUUGAAGCCCAACAACCUCAACCUCAGUGGUCUUUGAUUGAUUGCACGUGGCCAUGUGCAAAUACCGGUGAUGUAUGUGUCCUUACAAAUGAAGGUGCUCAAUGCAAAGCUAAAACUGGUCCCGAAUGGCUGAUUCCUACCACUGACAAGUCUCCUAUCUAUACUGGUGCUUACACGCAUCAACUUCUACAGCCUUGUAUCGCUGCUCCCAUUCAUAACUUGACACAUGUAGAUCAAGGCGCUGCUACAAACGCUGGUCAAUCGGUGAUACUUUUCCCAAUGCAAACUGAAACCGAUGGACCUUUGGACGAGUAUCUUGGUACCUGUGAUGAAGGCAUGUAUUGCUCUGCUACCGGUGAUGACAAAGCAAAUCCUGUAUGUCGUAUUAGACUACAGCCUGGUUCUACUUGUGCCUCAUCCAAUCAAUGUUAUAGCCGUAAUUGCGAGAAUGGCGUCUGUGUAAAGAAGGUAGAGAAGAGAUCAUCCCAUCAUCGCCAACGUCGCCAUCAUCACUAG
Mucor velutinosus is the source of this 570-nucleotide messenger RNA. RefSeq names its product S10_plectin domain-containing protein. Bases 1 to 570 code for a protein of 189 amino acids. NCBI's taxonomy places the organism in Eukaryota, Fungi, Mucoromycota, Mucoromycetes, Mucorales, Mucoraceae. The transcript has a single exon. The record is from RefSeq and is a predicted model, not a curated record.